Syngnathus acus (greater pipefish) is the source of this 3097-nucleotide messenger RNA. RefSeq names its product phosphoenolpyruvate carboxykinase 2 (mitochondrial) (gene pck2). Bases 224 to 2137 code for a protein of 637 amino acids. The transcript is spliced from 11 exons. Gene Ontology annotation, biological process: response to starvation; cellular response to insulin stimulus; cellular response to dexamethasone stimulus. Gene Ontology annotation, molecular function: GTP binding; phosphoenolpyruvate carboxykinase (GTP) activity; manganese ion binding. Gene Ontology annotation, cellular component: cytosol; mitochondrion. NCBI's taxonomy places the organism in Eukaryota, Metazoa, Chordata, Actinopteri, Syngnathiformes, Syngnathidae. The record is from RefSeq and is a predicted model, not a curated record.
GCUGCUGCUGCUGCUGACAUCAAUGUGUCCGUGUGAAUGUGCACGCUGAGCAAAGUGCAAGGUCCCCUCCGAGUCAGAGUCCGAGUCCAGCUAGAUAUGAGCCGCGCCGAGCUCUGAGUCUGACCAGCCGCUGCCCGUCGAGCUCGCUGCCCGUCGAGCUCGCUUUUCAUGUGCCUUUUUUGACGCUAACUUACGAAGUUGAACCUUUUUUUCUGCACCGAAGAUGUCUUGCCUAUUCCUGGGAGUUAUACGAAGAAAAGGGGCUGCUGUCGGUGGCAGUCUGGGACUUCGCUCCCUGGCCUCCAUCCCUUCGCUGCCUCCUGAGGUGGCGGAGUUUGUGAAGAGCGCGGCGGACGAGUGCAAGCCCAGCGGGGUGCAUGUGGUGACGGGCACGCCGGAGGAGACGGCUCACAUCCUGGCAGGCCUGGAAAAAGAAGGCAUGGUCAAGAGACUCCCCAAAUAUGACAACUGCUGGCUGGCACGCACGGACCCAAAAGACGUGGCUCGGGUGGAGAGCAAGACGGUGAUUGUGACCAAGAGCCAAAGAGACACCAUCCCCAUCCCUGCUGGAGGAGCCAAGAGCCAACUGGGCAGCUGGAUGAGCCGAUCGGACUGGCAGAGAGCGAGACAGGAGCGUUUCCCAGGAUGCAUGGCAGGUCGCACCAUGUAUGUUAUUCCUUUCAGUAUGGGUCCAGUGGGUUCCAGUCUUGCAAAAUAUGGUGUCCAGGUGACAGACUCGCCGUACGUGGUGGCCAGUAUGGGCAUCAUGACCCGCAUGGGCACGCCUGUUCUGAAUAAGCUGGCCGAGGGAGUGGACUUUGUCCGUUGUCAGCACUCUUUAGGGCGGCCUCUUCCGCUAACAGCUCCACUGGUCAACGCGUGGCCCUGCAACCCGGACAAGGUGCUGAUCUCUCAUCUGCCAGACAGCAGACAGAUUUUGUCUUAUGGCAGCGGCUACGGAGGAAACUCCCUCCUGGGGAAGAAGUGCUUUGCCCUCCGUAUCGCCUCACGAAUCGCCAAGGAUGAAGGAUGGUUGGCAGAGCACAUGCUGAUCCUGGGCAUCACCAAUCCUCAAGGAGUGAAGCGUUAUGUGGCAGCGGCGUUCCCAAGCGCCUGCGGUAAAACCAACUUGGCCAUGAUGAAACCGUCAUUGGCAGGCUGGAAGGUGGAAUGCGUGGGCGACGACAUCGCCUGGAUGAAGUUCGAUGCCCGAGGAAAGCUGAGAGCCAUCAACCCCGAGAACGGCUUUUUCGGCGUGGCUCCGGGAACCUCCGAUAAGACCAACCCUUACGCAAUGAGCACCGUCGCCAAAAACACCAUGUUUACCAACGUGGGCGAGACCAGCGACGGAGGCGUAUGGUGGGAAGGUCUGGACCCCCCCGCGGCUGGUGUCGCGCUGACCGAUUGGCACGGGAAAACCUGGAAGCAAGGAAGUGGCACACCUUGCGCCCAUCCCAACUCCCGCUUCUGUGCGCCGGCAGCUCAGUGCCCCAUCAUUGACCCUCAAUGGGAGAGCGAAGAGGGCGUUCCUAUCGAUGCCAUCAUCUUCGGCGGUCGGAGGCCGCAAGGAGUUCCUCUGGUUUAUGAGACUUUCAACUGGCAACACGGCGUGUUUGUUGGGGCUGCAAUGAGGUCUGAGGCCACAGCAGCUGCUGAGCAUCAAGGAAAGGUGAUCAUGCACGACCCCUUUGCCAUGCGGCCAUUCUUCGGCUACAACUUCGGGGACUACCUGGCUCACUGGCUGAGCAUGGAGACACGAAAGGCCCCGACUCACCUGCCCAAGAUCUUCCACGUCAACUGGUUCCGCAAGGACCCCGCCAGCGGCGCGUUCCUCUGGCCGGGCUUCGGUGAAAAUUCCCGCGUGCUGGAGUGGAUCUUCAAGCGCUGCGGUCGCGAGCGCCACGACGAGGGCGCCAAGAAGAGCGCCAUAGGUUGGUUGCCGGAGGACGGCGCCGUCGACACCGAGGGCUUGGGCGCCGACGUCGAUAUGGGAGCCCUUUUCGACGUGCCCAAGCACUUCUGGCAGAACGAGACCAAGGAGCUGAGAGCGUACUUCAGCCAGCAGGUGGGUGCUGACCUGCCUGCUCAGGUGGAGGCUGAGUUGAAGGCUCUGGAGGACAGGGUUCAUGCCCAAUAAUGCCUGCAGUAAGGGUGCAAUCACAGCCACUGGCUAAAUUGGCACACUUUCUCUUUUUUUUUUUUUCCUUUCCUUCUAACACUGACACAGCAUUUUAGGUACACCUGCCAUCGUAAAUGAUCAUGCUUACUUAUUAUAUCAUCCCAAUAUAUCGUUGCUAGAUGAUUCUUUGUGCGUAUACAACUAGACAGCAAGUAGACAUGAAGCUGGGAUGUUUUUUGUUCUGCUCUCUGCUAGACACCAUUUGAUUUGUGCAGGUGUACCUAAUGAUGUUUGUGAGUGUGACUAUCAGACAUGUUGGCCUUGUUAAAACAAAAUAGAUGUGUCUGGAAGAGGAUGCUAGCUGAAUAGAGGCCGCAUUUCUUUGUGUGUGUGUGUGUGAAGAGCCAAGCGAUUGCUCACACCAGACCACCUCCUCUUCCGAGGGAGGGAACUAACUUAAGGGGCAUAGGACAGGAAAAGCUAAUAAUUAAACAAUGCAAAUAGUUGCAAAUACCUCUCUUGUGUACUUGAUAUUGAUUCUACUGUUGGUGCUGAGAUGAAGGCUAUAUUGCUUCAGUAGGACAUGCUAAUGUUUACGAGCUGAAACCCCAAAGACCUUAACACAUUUCCUAUCCUGCUUAUUUUGAGCAGAGUGACUUUGGGCCUAACCCGUAAAGAUGUUUUGAAGCAUUUUUACACCAGCUCUUAGAAAGAAAAAAAAAGGAAAAAAAACAAACUCUUCUAAGUCAUAAAAUCGGAAUCGCUACACAUUCAAUUGUGUAAAUGGUUUUAUUUGGAUAAUUCCAGGUGACGUGAAUUGUAAUACGGACCAAUAACUGCAACUGUGAUCUUCUUUUCUAGGAAUUUUAAAUAGCAAUAUGCAAUGUUUUUUUUCUUGUACUGUGCAAUGAUAUAUAUCUCAAAGUGCCUGUGUCAUUGUUGCCACAAAAGAUUUCAAACAAUAAAGUGUUUAAAUGA